AAAGAAUCUCUGUUUGGCUUUAUUUAGUUUUACAUAUUUUUGUUUUGUGUUUCACUGAAUUUUUUGUUCCUUUAUCAUUUCCUGCCUUCUGAUUGGUUUGUGUGUAUAUUGCUCUUCUUUCUCUAGUUCCUUAAGGUAGAACUUUAGAUUUUCAAUUUCAGAUAUUUGUUUUCCUUUUUUAAUGUUAUAGGGUUUGAAUCAUUUGAAAUUUAUUGAGACUUGGUUAUGGCCCAGAAUAUGAUUUUUCUUGGUAAAUGAUCCAUGUGCACUUGAGAAGAAGGCGCUUCUAAAGAAUAUAUUUUAAAGUUUCUUCUCUUCUGUUUCCAGCAUUCUUUCUUUCUUUUCUUCCUCUUCCUCCUCCUAAUUGUGACAAGUAAUACCACACUGGUUGCCUGCAGAGAGGACAGCUGUGUGGUUUUGACCCAUGGGAAUGUAUUACCUUUUCAGACAAUUAUUUAAUUUUUAGUAAAGAAUGAUAAUUGAAUCAUAGUGGUGGCUAAAAACACGCACAAAAUCUACACACACAAACAAAAGGAUUAUGAGUAGCAGACCAGAAAUUUUGAGGAAUUCUUGGAAGACAGGAAAAGCAGGUGCUAUCAGAUUAGUUAAUUCAGAUAACUCAAAACACCUGCAGUAGAAAACCAAGCAUGUGCAUAGAAACUUGAACAGUUAUACUGCAGAAGGUCCCCAGGUCAACCAUGUGAUUAAAGAGCUACUAUGAACAGCAGAUGUUUUAUCUGCCCUGCUCUGAAAUGUCCCCAAACCCUACUUAAAUUAGAAGUAAGCACUUGUAGUAUUGGACCUUUAGGCUCCCCAAACUACACUCCAAAGACAGUGAAUGAGGUUGAGACAAAUGCAGACCUGCACAAAAGAAGGGAUAAAACAGAAGCACACAUCUACCUAGAGGGGACAAAUAACUACUUUUCCAUCAUCAGAAAUGCCAUUUUUGUUUUGGCAAGAGGAAGGGUCCCUACCCUACCUACAAGCACCCUGCCAUGUACCCCCAAAGAGGAGACUACUACUUUAUAUUGACAUACUGUGCAAUCCCGUUCCAAGGAAAAGCCUAUUAGUGAAAUGGACAUCACAACUGUACAUCAGAUACAUGCUGAUUAUGUAGGCUAAUCAAAUGUGCCCUUUAUUCCUAAAUAUGAAAGGACAAAGUUUGGGAAAUAUUUGAGGAAGGUGAAAGAGAAGAUCAUAAACAGAGCAAUUUCUGAGGUUAAAAAAAUACAGGAAACAGAGUUACCAAAAAAGCCAAAUUCAUACUCAGAAUUUUGAGAAUUUGAAUAAGAAUGUGAAUUGAAUAAAACUAUGAAUUUGAAUAGGAAUAUGAAUUUGAAUAAGAAGGCUGAGAAUAUUUGAAUAGGAACAGGCUGUAAUAAAAGGGAUCCAUUCAAGAUCCCUUUUUUAUACCAAUAAAAUCAAGUAAUUGUAAAAUGGACACAUUAUUGCAAAAUUAAAAUCUUAAACCCCAGGGGGCGCCUGGGUGUCUCAGUCGGUUAAGCAUCAUGAUCUCAGAGUUCUUGGGUUCAAGCCCUGCACUAAGCUGUGUGCUGACAGCCCAGAGCCUGGGGUCUGCUUCGGAAUCUGUGUCUCCCUCUCUGCCCCUCCAUCUUUCCCUUGCUUGCUCACUCACUCCGCUUCUCAAAAAUAAACAAACAUUAACAAAAAAAAUUCUUAAACGGUGCUCAGCGCAGGGUCUCCCUGCCUCACUUAGGCUCCACCCGAACCUGGAACAGAGCAUGCGCGGCCCCGCCCCACCCCUUAUCCCCCUUCCCCCAAACCGGAAACGCCCCCGUUUCCUGUAACGGACCCCAGUUCCGGUUCUAUCCCAGAGCUGUUGCUGCGUCCGAACCCAACGGACGCUGCCUAGAGGUCUCCAUUGCCACUGAGUGCCUCUGGCUUCUCUCGCCAUUCAAGCUGGGCAAUCUUCGGGGCCGCCGCCGCCUUCGGCCUCGCCACUGCCUGUUCCGGGGUCCUCGCUUCAGAGUUGCCUUGACCUUGGUGCCAGCGCCGCCAACCAUGGCCACCGCGCCGUUCUCUCAAGUGUGCCAGAACUACCACCCCGAAUGCGAGGCCGCCAUCAACAGCCAGAUCAACCUGGAGCUCUACGCCUCCUACGUGUACCUGUCGGUGGCUUUCUAUUUCGACCAUGACGACGUGGCCCUGGAGAACGUCUCCAAGUUCUUCCUGCGCCAGUCCCACGAGGAGAAGGAGCGUGUCGAGAAGCUGAUGCAGCUGCAGAACCAGCGUGGGGGCCGCAUCCGCCUCCGCGACAUCAUGAAGCCUGACCGCGACAACUGGGAGAACGGCCUCAACGCCAUGGAGUGCGCCUUUCACCUGGGGAAGACCGUGAACCAGAGCCUGCUCGACCUGCACCAGCUGGCCACCGACAAGAACGACGCCCAUCUGUGCAGCUUCCUGGAGACCAACUACCUGCACAAGCAAGUCAAGGUCAUCAAAGAGCUGGGGGGCUACAUCACCAGCCUGCGCAAGAUGGGGGCCCCGGAAGAUGGCUUGGCAGAGUACCUCUUUGACAAGCUCACCCUGGGCAACAGCGACAAGCACUGAGUUGGGACUGCCUUCCCAUAGCCACAGGGUGCAUGGUGACUUACCCUGGUCACCAUGCCGAGCAUGCAUUUUGCAGUAUUGCACUUGCAAAACGUUCCAGUUUUCUUUCUUCCAGUUUUGCCAUAAAGUUACUUGGUUGCAAUAAAGUUAUUUUGUUCCUAAAUAAAUAAAGGUCUCUGGUUGAUGUGUAUGCACAUCUUUCACCUUUUAAGUUUUAUAGUAGGUAUCCAGGAGUCUCUCCACCCACCCAACCCUAUCCAUAUGCAGCUGAGGAUCUCCAGAAAUGGAGGGAGAAGGUAUUCCAUGGGACCCUGGAAAACACAAAAUUAAUCUUCCCCUCAUAAGCAGUGUGGGUGGUGGUGGUUUAGAGCCCUGAAGAAUGUGGGAACCUAUGCAUUGUAAAAGUAUAAAAACAUUGCCUGAAAGUUAUGACUGAGGUUGAUCUGGGGAAAGAGUGAAGGAAAUGGGAUUGGGCAGGGAUUAAGAUAAAG
Messenger RNA from Neofelis nebulosa (Clouded leopard), 3062 nucleotides. RefSeq names its product ferritin heavy chain-like. Gene Ontology annotation, cellular component: cytoplasm. Gene Ontology annotation, biological process: iron ion transport; intracellular iron ion homeostasis. The coding region runs from base 2023 to 2571 and encodes 182 amino acids. NCBI's taxonomy places the organism in Eukaryota, Metazoa, Chordata, Mammalia, Carnivora, Felidae. The transcript has a single exon. Gene Ontology annotation, molecular function: ferric iron binding; ferrous iron binding. The record is from RefSeq and is a predicted model, not a curated record.